Neodiprion virginianus is the source of this 2244-nucleotide messenger RNA. Its product is annotated as WEB family protein At5g16730, chloroplastic-like. The record is from RefSeq and is a predicted model, not a curated record. The transcript has 10 exons. Bases 130 to 2130 code for a protein of 666 amino acids. Lineage: Eukaryota; Metazoa; Arthropoda; Insecta; Hymenoptera; Diprionidae.
UUGUAAGUACAAGUGAAAAGUCCAAUCAACGCGUGUAUAUAGAAUUAUAAUUAUUGAAAAUUUGAAUCACGCAUUUUAAUGUGUUUCCGAUUCGUACAAUUUGUACUGUAGCAUCAGCAGUUGACGGAAAUGGAAGAACAACUCGCGCAGGCUAAGUUGACAAUCAAGGGUUUGGAACAAAGGCUUUCCAAGGCCGUCGAACGCAAGAUCGUAAUGAAGAAUAUUAUUCAAGACCAAGUUAAAAGGGGGGAUGAAAUUACGAAAAGGCAAAAUGUCGUUUUCGACUUGAUGGCUGUCGCAGAGGAGCACUUCGAGAGCGCAGAGAACACGCUCACAGAAUGCGAGGAGGUCGAAGAUGACCUGGCAAAAUUGUAUAAUAACGCUAAACUAAAGCAGCAGGAGACUAAGAAUAUUCUGACCGAAUCGUUUGAUAAAUACCGUGAAACUGAAACAAAGGAAUUGGUAGAGCAAUUGGCAAUGUUAAACAGGCAAUCGUUGAUCGAUGAAACUAGAUAUCAACAGCUUGAGGAUCAAUUAUCCGAUUUGACUCGCCUUAAUUCUGAAGUUGAUCUUAAACAGGAGAUGGCUGAAAAAACAUAUAAUGAAAAUCGGGUAAAACACGCCGAAGAGAUGAGUAAAAUAUCUGAAAUCAAAACGAAUAUUGAAACAAAAUUGAAAUUGGAAAUAGAGGAGCAGUCGAAAUUGGAAGUUGAAAAUGAAGGAAUUUUAAAAAAGGUUGACGAGUAUCGCUCAAAAUGUGAAGCGCAGCAAGCUACGUCCGCCCAGUAUAAGGAACAGAUCAAAUACUUGACUACCACUUGCUGUGAGCUGGAGGAAGAAGAAGCGAAAUUGAACACUGAACUUCUUGAAUCAAAUAGCUCACACUUUGUGUCAAUUUCAGAAAAAGAUUCAGAAUUAGCUGAGUGCAGAAAUCAAUUGGAGGAUUUAAGAUCGAAGGUCGCAAAAACGUCCGAAGAACUCAUUAAAAUUACCGAGGAUAAUAAAAAUUUAUCUGAAACUGAUGUCAAAGCUGUUGACGAAAUGAACAGAUUGACUGUAAAGUUACAAAAUAAAGACGGCGAGUCAUCAAAACUGAACGCCGAUUUAAGUAAUGCCUUGACGGAGCAAGAAGAAUUGUCUUUGAAUUAUGAGAGCCUAAACGUACAGUUAACAGCGCUGAAAGAUCAAAACUGUCGGGCUAAAUCAGAAUUUGAAACAUGGGAAAUAACGCAAAAUCAAAAGCUUAGAAACAUAUCCGAAAUGAACAGACAACUUGCUACAUCCGAGCAUGAUUUGAAGAAUGUAUCCGACUAUGUCACCAAACUCGAUUCAGAACUCGCCAAUAAAGAAGCGAAAUAUUCUGUACAAUUGAAUCAGUAUGAGAAGACUAUUGAAGAAAAGGAUUGUAAAAUUGCCGAUUGUUCAAAAACGCUGAUAAAUUUGCAAAAUAAAAAGAAGCACAACGAAUUGGAGUAUAAAAAAAAACUGAAGAUAAAAAUAAACUUGGCGGAGCAAUGCCAAGUAGCUGACCAUGCAAAAGAGAUCCAAGAACAAAAAGCGAAAAUCGAUAUUCUCCAAAAUCAGAUAUCAGUUGAAAAGCUGAAGCUUGAGCAGAAUGGUUUGAAAGAACAAGAAUUAAAUAAACAAAAAGAAAUAGAAGAUUUGAAGUUAGUGGAAUUGCAAUCCAAAUUUGUCGAUCUUAAAGCCAAAUACUCUACUGCUAAAGAACGAAACAACGAUCUUCGUACCAAAUUGCAAAAAAUUGAAGAGGCGAAGCAAAUGACGAACACGGGGACGUCGCUGUCGAUUGUCUCAAGUCCACUCCUCGGAAUGAGUUUCGCUAGACCCGAGGGAAGUAUAAUUUCAUCGACACCCGUUCAUAGUCCGACUGGGACUGAAAUGGCACAGUUAGAAAUAUCUUCCGACUUAAGUAGUAUUGACGGAAUGCAAGCAAUUACAGAAAUAGAACGCGAGUACGAAAAGUUGAGUCAGUCUAAUAAGACUGACGCUGUAAAAUUAAGUCAAACAGAUAGGACAGAAAAUACCGGCUCAACAUCAUCUGCAAUUGCUGUGGUACCACCGCAACAGAGAAGCAGAAAAUCUUACAAGCCAUGCUACAAACGAAAGUAAACAUAGACGUGAAUGCGUUACAUUUUUUUGCACACGUAAUAAUAAUAAUUAUCAUUUCACAAAGAUACAUAGAUGCCAUGAAUUAAUGAAGAAACAACGUACAGAAAAUACCUU